CCUGGACUAGCCCCUUUAGCAUCUCUUUUUAACAGUUUGCUUUUACGCAGCGGCAGCCCGCUUAAAGUUGGGUUAUGUUUACAAACAUUUUUAACGCUCGUGUGAUUCCAUUGUAUUUAUUUAAUUUUUGUAUCAAGUUGAUAGUAUUCGGAGGCGAAUACGUGUUUUACUGAAUCUUUCAGCACAAUGGUAAAAGUUUGCAUUUACUGCAACAGAAACUAUCCGGAUGGAAAUAUCACAUUUCACAAGUUUCCGAGUGACAAGGAACGUCGAAAAAAAUGGUUGAGUGCGAUGAAACUUCCGUGUGAAGAUAUCGAUAAAAACAGUUAUUUAUGCAGUGAGCAUUUCGAGCCGAUCACCUAUUCUUGUCAAAUUGUAAAUAAUGUAGUUCAUAGGUUCUUAUAUAUAGAAGCUGUGCCGAGCAUCUUUAAAGAAAAUAUCAGUACAAAAAUCGGUGUCGAUAGUGACUCCAGUAAAGAUGUUCAAAUUUCACAAGAAAACGAAAAUGCUGGCACGAUGCAAGCUUGUAAACAAAAUCUAAUUGAGGAUGAGGACUGUUACUAUUACAAAAUUUUGAAUGGUAUUAUUCACAGAAUUCUAAAAACAGAUCUAAAUACUUUUGAUCAAGCGCCAAUCACCAGGCUCACCACAGACGAAACCCCUUCUGAUAAAAUACAAAAUGAAAUCAAUCCGGGUUUAAAUACAGCGAAAUCUGAAAUUAAACUAAUACAGGAAGCAGUUAAUGUGGAAGACUCCGCGAAAGUCAAAGUUUUGCCUCUCUUUCCACCACCUAUGCAAAUUUGGAAUGGAGAAAUGGAUUCCAAGGAAGCCGUUUGUGAUUUUAAGACUGACCAGAAUCAAGUUCAAGAGGCAAAAUCUAUUUAUGAAGAUAUAAGAAUGGAUACAGAUGACGUGAACCUCGAGAUUAUCAACAAUUACUCUCAUUUAAAUGGAUUACAUGAAAUAGAAGUAAGUUCUUAUGAACCUGAGGAUUUCCCAAAUGGAUCAAAUAAAAUUGAAGUCAGUUCUUAUGAACCUGAGAAUUUUCAGAAUGGAUUAAAUGAAGUAGAAGUAAGUUCCUAUGAACCUGAGAAUUUCAAACAUGAAUUGAAUGAAGUAGAAGUAAUUUCAUAUGAUCCCGAGAAUAUCGAAAAUGGAUUAAAUGAAGUUGAAGUGAGCUCAUAUGAACCUGAAAAUUUAGAGGAAAAACAUCAAGUGGAAACAUCCAUUUCGAAAGAUUGUGCAAUGGAUACGGAAGUUCCAGAAAACUUGAGUAAAGAUAUUGUUGAAGAAGAACCACCUUAUGAACCUGUGCCUAAAAAGACUCGCUUUCGCAAAAGAAAGUAUAGCACGAGUAAUGCCGAUGAGAGCAUUGAGGACAGAUCCAUAAGAAAUCUACUUUACAAAUGCUUGGAAAACAAAGAUAGAACCGAUCUAGACGUAAAGCUUAAAAAAUAUACUAAGUGUAAGUUAAGUCAACUACUGAAAACAGCCUUAAAUUAUAUAGAAUGCCUGGAGGAUAAGCUUACAAUAACUACAGAGAAAAAUACACAGUACGAAAUGCAAAUACUAGAACUAGAAAACUUGCUACAGUCCAUUGGCGAUACCGAAACCAAGCAAAAGUAGUAUUUAAAAACUUAAGUAGGAAACAAAUCAAUUUUCCAUACUUGAUUACGAACCAAGCAAAAAUAUCCUUUAGAAUCUUCCAAAACAUGUAAAUAUUGUGAAUAUUCGAAAACUUACACUGUAAAAAGUAGAAUGUACUUUUCUUUCUUUGAAACUGACAAGAGAGAAAUUUUAUUUUUAAUAUCUGUAUAUAAAUAUGAAUUAAAAUUAUAA
Belonocnema kinseyi is the source of this 1839-nucleotide messenger RNA. RefSeq lists its product as uncharacterized. The transcript is spliced from 9 exons. Bases 187 to 1626 code for a protein of 479 amino acids. The record is from RefSeq and is a predicted model, not a curated record. NCBI's taxonomy places the organism in Eukaryota, Metazoa, Arthropoda, Insecta, Hymenoptera, Cynipidae. Gene Ontology annotation, molecular function: sequence-specific DNA binding.